Messenger RNA from Vollenhovia emeryi, 9547 nucleotides. It is a transcript of the gene Dscam2, whose product is annotated as Down syndrome cell adhesion molecule-like protein Dscam2. Gene Ontology annotation, biological process: cell-cell adhesion. Gene Ontology annotation, molecular function: protein binding. The record is from RefSeq and is a predicted model, not a curated record. NCBI's taxonomy places the organism in Eukaryota, Metazoa, Arthropoda, Insecta, Hymenoptera, Formicidae. The coding region runs from base 1 to 6213 and encodes 2070 amino acids. The transcript has 30 exons.
AUGGGCAUCAAACACCUCCGACAUGAAGGCGGUUACAUAAGCAGCGGCGGUGGAUACGGCGGCGGUGGAUAUGGCGGCGGUGGAUAUAGCGGUGGAUACAGCGGUGGAUUCGGCGGCGGCAGCAGUGGAUGGAAGCUCGGUGGCGGAGGUGGAUAUGGCGGCGGUGGUUACAGCGGCGGGGGCGGCGGAUGGAAGUCCGGCGGCGGUGGAUUCGGCGGCGGCGGCGGCGGUUACGGCGGCGGCGGAAAGAUCAUCAAGAAGAAUACGGAUUUCUGUGCAGGUGCAGCCGCUGUAGUAACGUCCGCAGGCGGGCACGGCUUCGACGCGCACCUACGCGGCCCCGGCUUCGUGCUGGAACCGCCGUCGAGGAUCGAAUUCUCCAAUUCCAGCGGCGCUUGGUUGGACUGCACGGCUUCCGGAAGUCCGCCGCCCAACAUCGACUGGUCCACCGCGGACGGGCAUCCGGUGAACGAUGUGUCGGGCGUGCGAAGAGUGCUCAGAAACGGCACCCUGGUGCUCCUGCCAUUUCCGGCUGCGGCUUAUCGGCAGGACGUUCAUAGCGCCGCGUACAGAUGCGUGGCGAGCAACACCGUCGGCAGAGUGCUCAGUCGCGAUGUACAAGUCAGAGCGGUGGUGGCUCAGGCAUACAAAGUUGAAGUGGAGGUGACGGGGGGUGCAUCGAGGGGAUGCACUGCAAUAUUACGCUGCAUCAUACCCAGCUAUGUCAAAGAUUUGGUGCGCGUCGUAUCCUGGCUGCACGAACCUUCGUCCUACAUAUAUCCCUCGCUACAAGGAGAUGGCAAGUUCCACCUGCUUCCCACGGGAGAGCUUCUGGUGCACAGCCUCGAGUUCAGCGACCAGCUGAACGGCUACAGAUGCCGCACGAUGCACCGUCUCACGAGACAAGUGGUCGUUAGUUCUAUGGCCAACAUUAGGAUAGCAGAUCACAGAGGCGUAAUGCCUCCCGUGAUACUCGAAAACUCCGGUGUCGUUCACGUCGCCCAGGACGAAUCGACGUCGUUAGUCUGCGUGGCGCAGGCCUGCCCUUCGCCCGAAUAUCGGUGGUACGCGCAAACAGGAGCAGAGCCAAUGUUGGUACUCUCCGGGCCCAGAACCAGACUUCUUGGUUCUGUGCUGGCCAUCGAGGCGGUAACGUUAGAGGACAGCGGUGUGUAUCGCUGCUCCGCUUCCAAUCCUGGUGGCGAAGCGAGCGCUGAGAUCAGAUUAAUCGUGACGGCGCCUCUUCACGUGGAAGUGACGCCUCCAUUACUCAGCGUUCAUCUUGGAGGCAAUGCCGAGUUCAGGUGCGAGGUUGGCACGCAUCCGCAGGCUGGACCACACUUUAUCACAUGGUACAAGGAUGGCCGGCAACUUCCAGGGACAGGAAGGCAAUCGGAAUUACUGAAGCUCAACGGAAUCGGAAGGGAGGACCGCGGGAUGUAUCAAUGUAUUGUGAGAAGGUCGGAAGGCGAUACGGCUCAGGCAUCGGCGGAACUUCAACUGGGCGACGCGCCGCCCGUGCUCCUGUACUCGUUCAUCGAGCAAACUCUCCAGCCAGGACCCGCCGUGUCCUUAAAAUGUUCUGCCGCAGGAAAUCCUACACCUCAGGUAUCAUGGGCGUUGGACGGUUUUCCCUUACCGACUAAUGGAAGGUUCGUCAUCGGCCAAUACGUGACGGUGCACGGCGACGUUAUAUCCCACGUCAAUAUAAGCCACGUUAUGGUGGAGGAUGGCGGUGAAUAUUCCUGCACUGCCGAAAAUCGCGCGGGAAAGGUGACACAUGCUGCGCGACUGAAUGUUUACGGACUUCCCUACAUACGCCUGAUCCCGAAAGUGACCGCCGUCGCCGGCGAGACUCUCCGCUUGAAGUGCCCGGUGGCCGGGUAUCCGAUCGAGGAGAUCAAGUGGGAGAGAGCGAAUCGCGAAUUACCAGACGAUUUACGUCAGAAGGUGCUCGCGGACGGCACCCUGAUGAUCAGCAGCGUGCAGAAGAAGGGUGACGCCGGGGUGUACACCUGCUGGGCAAGGAACAAGCAAGGCCACAGCGCCAGGAGAUCCGGAGACGUCGCGGUGAUCGUACCCCCUAUUAUUGAGCCAUUUACGUUCCAAGAGGGACUAUCCGAGGGGAUGCGGACGCGGACGGUGUGCGGGGUCGCGGCGGGAGAUCCACCCCUAACUAUAUCCUGGCUGAAAGACGGCCAAAGUCCCUUUCCCUUGCCGCCGAAUCUGGCAUCCGUCGCAAACGUCUCCCAACUGGAUCCUUACUCGAGCCUCCUCAGUAUUACGAAUCUCGCGGCCGAGCACUCCGGCGACUAUACCUGCGUCGCCGCGAACCCCGCCGCCGAGGUCAGGUACACGGCCAAGCUACAGGUAAAAGUGCCGCCCAGAUGGAUCGUCGAGCCGAGCGACGUGAGCGUCGAGAGAAAUCGCCAUGUCGCGCUGCACUGCCAGGCGCAGGGCGUCCCGACGCCGACGAUCGUGUGGAAGAAGGCCACCGGGAGCAAAGCCGGUGAUUACGAGGAGUUGCGCGAAAGAACUUACACCAAGAUCCUCGGCAACGGCACCCUCCUGCUGCAACACGUCAAGGAGGACAGGGAGGGCUUCUACCUGUGCCACGCGAGCAACGGCAUUGGCAGCGGUUUGGGCAAGGUCGUGCAGCUGAAAGUCAACUCGUCCCCGUAUUUCGCGGCGCCGUCGCGGCUCGUUACCGUAAAGAAAGGGGACACGGCGACGUUGCACUGCGAGGUACACGGCGAUAAGCCGGUUACCGUUACCUGGCUGAAGGGCGGUAAAAGCGAGCUGAAUCCCUCGACGAAUUACCGCGUCGCAGUGAAGCAGGAAGUAACGCCGGACGGUGUCAUCGCGCAAUUGCAAAUCUCAUCGGCGGAGGCCGCGGACAGCGGCGCGUACUUUUGCCAGGCGAACAAUCUUUACGGCCGCGAUCAGCAGCUGGUGCAGCUGCUUGUUCAAGAGCCACCCCAACCGCCGAGCGCCCUGGAAACUGCCAUGGUGGCUAGUCGCAGCAUUAACGUUAAGUGGCAGCAUAAGUCGCAGGACACCAGCGAGGUCACCAAGUACAUUCUCCAGUACAAAGAGGGCGAGGGCGGAAUGUGGCAGCAGCAAGAAUUUACCGGGCCACCCUUGCCGUACGCGGCACUGAUUGACGAUUUGAAACCUGCCACGAGAUACACCAUACGUGUAAUAGCGGAGGGCCCAGCGGGCCGAUCUGUCCCCUCGGCGGAGCUCAUCGUCAGAACCGAGCCGCAGAAGCCAGCUGGCCCGCCGAUGAAUCUCGCAGCCAGAUCUCUCUCCUCGUCCGAGAUCCUCGUUACUUGGUCGCCGCCGCUACUGGAGCUUCGUCACGGUGACAUACAGGGUUUCAAUGUCGGCUAUAAGGAAACGAGUUCGAACAACCCGUCGUACAACUUCAGCUCUGUCUCGGGUGACGGGGAGGAGGGUGGCGGAGAAUUUCGACUUACGGGCCUUAGGCCGUACACCAGAUACACCCUCGUCGUUCGAGCUUACAAUCAAGUUGGACCAGGACCACUGUGCGAACCGUUGAUUACCCAAACCUUGGAAGACGUUCCCAGCAUGCCGCCGGAUGAUGUGAGAUGCGUGGCGCUCACCUCCCAAUCCUUGCAAGUGUCCUGGCAACCUCCGCCUAACACUCAUAGUAACGGUAUAAUCCAAGGUUACAAAUUGAACUACGAACCGAUUUUGGUUGACGCGUGGCGAGGCGUGGACGAGAUGGAGGUCCGCAAAACGAGCGCUCUGACAACGGUUCUAACGGGGCUCAGACGGUACACCAAUUACACCAUCCAGGUUUUGGCUUACACUAGAAUUGGAGACGGCGUGCCUUCCGCGACGAUUUACUGCCAGACGGAAGAAGACGUGCCAGGCAGUCCGGCCGAUAUUAAAGUCGUCGUGAGUUCGCCGCAGGCUCUAUUUAUUUCAUGGUUACCGCCACUGGAGCCAAAUGGAGUUAUCACGAAAUACAAUCUUUACACAAGGGUUGUCGACGGACGGGAGGAACUCAAUCACGGCAAGAAAACGUUACCGGCGACGAGUACGUAUUUCGAGGCGACCGACUUGCAGCAACACGUUGAGUAUCAAUUCUGGGUGACUGGUAGCACCCGAAUGGGCGAGGGCCAGAGUUCGAGGGUGGCGGCGCAAGUGCCGACGAAUCGAGUGCCGGCCAGAAUCACGUCCUUUGGUGGACACGUGGUGCGGCCGUGGCGGGGUUCGGCGACUCUGGCGUGCAACGCGGUCGGGGAUCCGACGAGAGAUUGGUACAAGAGUACCACGGAGCAGAUACGCACCGAUUCCGCUAGAAACGUACAGAUCUUGACGACUGGGGAACUAGUGCUGUCGAAUUUGCAGUCGCAAGACAGUGGGAAUUAUACCUGUCAGGUGGAAAACUCCCAAGGUAGCGAUAAGCUGCACUACACCCUCACGGUGCAAGUUCCGCCCAGUGCUCCUGUAUUGUACGUAACCAGUUCUACAUCGAGCAGCGUGUUAUUACAUUGGAAAUCCGAGUAUAACGGUGGUGCGCCUUUGACGGGCUACACGCUGUAUUAUCGAACUAGUCACGGUACUCUUGACGAAUUACAGUUAUCUCGCCAUGCGACCAGCCACGAACUGAAGGGGCUCCUGUGCGGGAACACGUAUCAGUUGUAUCUGACAUCACACAAUAAAAUCGGCAGCAGUCCGUCGUCACCGGUGCUCUCAGUUCGAACUCAGGGUCAGGCCCCGGGAAUCCCACCGGCGGCUGCCUUCCUCAGCCCGAAUUCCACCACUCUGGUGCUGCGAUUGCACGUUUGGCCCGAUAACGGUUGCUCCAUAAAGUACUUCGUGAUUCAAUACAGGCCGAUAAAUGAGUUCCAUUGGACCAUGGUGUCGAACACCGUCAAGAUGCAACGGCGAUUCCUCGUAACGAAUUUAAUGCCUAGCUCGGUCUACCAACUCAAGAUCGAGGCUCACAACGUGGCAGGCAGCAAUCAAGCAGAAUUUACGUUUGUGACGUUAACAAAAGAAGGUGGUAAGUUUGAAGAUAAGCAACUUUCAUCGGAAGAUAAAUGGAUCAGCGAUGCGUUUGCGCCGUCCGAUGAAACUAACGAUAAGAUCAAAGGCUUAUAUCCAAAAGCACUGUGUUCCUGUAACUUUACAGAAAUACCGCCGCCAGGGCUGUCAAAGCGCGGGAUGACGUCGACCAUGCCGUUUUACGCGGACAUCAAGGUGAUACUGCCGCUGCUAGUGGCCACUCUCGCGUUAGUUGCCGCAGCGGCGAUUGUCGCCUUUCGCUGGAAGAACAGGUAUUUGGGAGGUCAAAUGCAACGGCCAAUGAAGGAGUCGCAGGAAAACCAACAGAAUGCGGAGACGCAGCGAGAACGUUACUAUGCCACAAUACAUAAGGUGGCAUUGCAACAAGCGGCGAAUACGGGCGCGGGGCCUGACAAGAUUCCAGGUGAACCUUUGUUACAAUAUGGACGGCCACCAGAGACAGCGGAGGACAUUUCUCCGUACGCUACGUUCCAACUUUCGGAGGGUGGCGGGGGAAGCCUGGCAGGGUUGGGCGCGUUGGGAGGACUGGGAGGCGCGGCGGAGGCCACGGCGGCCGGUCUUCACCCGAACAACACUCUUCUACACAGCUUCAUGUACCACGAGCACGCCAUGACCGAAGGGUGUGCGAGCCCUCCACCAGCGGCGACGAGCAUGAAGAGCGCUUCGUCGAGAAGGCGGCAGCAGAGAAAGCAGCAAACCCCAGGCGAUGUCGAGAGCGACGAGAGCGAAUCUGACCCGGACCAACUGAUAAGCUCGCGCACGGAGUCGUCGAAUCAGCUGGACGCUGGAAAAUUAAAACAUAUUCGCGCGGUCUCGGACUUUAUAUAUCACGGCACGUCGAGCACGUCUUCGGACAUUUCUCCCAUGUCCGAACAGAAGUCGCUGCCACGGAGGGGGCGAUCAAGAUGGCAUGUUCCCAGCAGGAGCUCUCUACGCACACUACUGCCACCGAUCUCGGUCGCGGAGACCGCGUUCGUCGGCGGCAAUCAGGGAGUUGUGCCCACGCCAGGGAACGGGGACCGACCGGAGCUCAGCGAGGCCGAGUGCGACAUCGACUCCUUGAAGAAACUGAAACUGGGGCUGCGAAGCUCUCUAUGGUCGCGACCAAGCACUCAGAAUAAUCCCUCUUCGGAUUACUCCAUCGCCGUCUAACCUGCACCCCCGGAUGUCGCAACCCCCACGGUAGUCGCUCCCCCUUUUCUCUUAACCCGGUGGGCCAAAAAUUAGGUAAAUUGACCUUUUCCCAUCGUGUUUCGUCGAGAAUUUUCUCGUGGCUAUUCGUAGGGCCAUUCGACUGCCACGUCUUUUAACGACGAUAGGUAAAUUACGUUCUGCUCGUUAAUGACGGUCGAGGGAGAGAUGUGCAUAAAUAAUAUCGCGGAGAAGAUCGAGGUAACGAAGACGGACGGGUAUAGAAGAACACAUAUAAUCUCUCGACUUAUGAUAAAUCUUGAAGCCCUAAAACUUUUUUAAUUACACUGUUAUUACACAGAUCAAUUUAUAAUAUAAAACAUUUUUGCAUUUCAGAGAUAAAUUUUUGCAAAAAGAUAAUGGAUAAUUAUUCGACGUAUCUGGCAACGUUUUAUUUAAGAAUAAAAACGCACGACGUUUCGACCGAGAAUUCCGGUCCUUUUCAAGCGAAAAGCGUCUUUACAACAUUCUAAAGUAUCGUGUGUCAAAGAACCAGAAUUACAGUAAUACACUUAUACAACAGGAUGCGACACCGUAAAAAUGUUCUCCUGUAAACGUGUUUCUUCGUUGAUCGAGCCGAGAAAGCUAGUCGAAAGUAUCUAUAAGUAACGUGCUUCUCCUCUUCCUUGUCUACGACACGACUUGAGAUAAUACAUGUGCAUGGAGUGCAUGCGGUGCGUGAGUGAAUUCGAGUCCGAGUGCGUGGAUGAUCGUCGAAUUGCGUGUACGAAUGCGUGCCAAAACGACAAUUUGCUCAGACCGCUGCGAGUCGUUUCGCCGGCGGGCGAUCCAUUCGAGACCAAAGACUUAAUCGUACGAACAGAGCACGGGAGAGUAUCUUCGCUUAUCAUGUACAAGAGAGAUGGCAGGCUACUUCUGCUUCCAUCGCGAACAAUUUCUGCUCAUUUGUACCAAUUUUAUACACUUUUCUUUGUUUUAUACUUAAACUUUUGCGUAUAUUAUAAGUGUGUAAGACAUUUUAUCUCACUAAUUUAUGGGAAGAACGUUUCAUAUGACAUAAAAGAAUUGCUAUCCUACUUGCACAUCGUUUCAUUUUUCAUUAUAUUGAUUUAUCGUGAUCAUAACUUCCGUUUACUUCUAGCAUUUCUCUAGCGUUUAAACUUCGCGCGUGCAUCCACAUUGAUACUUAAUAAAAUAUUUAAUGAAACCUUUUUGUUCCCGCACAUCAAUAUAAAGCAACUCGAAGCUUUCGCUAUCCUGGAAAUCAUGCUCGUCUGUGUUCGGUGCGCGCAUGUUAUUAGAAAUCGGGAUGAUAACGGAUUUGGGAAAGAGAAAAGACCGGACUGCCAAGUCCCCAAAAAGCGAAUUGUUGACGGUUGGGCUCUGUUACAUUGUAAAGUUUAUAUACGUACGAAUAUAGUACCGUUGAUUACUUUAAGUCCGUUAUUAAACCUAAGACUUCUAUGUAGAACGUUUUUCUGUACGCGGAGCGCGUUACGAUCGAAGGAGUCGAGUACGAAGCUAAUCGUAGCAGACUCGUUUCCAAUUCUGUAAAAGUUUCGGCGGAGGCGCUUGAGGGAGAGUAGCGGUGAACGGGUUUCUCUCCCUCGUCAAAUCUCUCUUCUAAUGUCGUGCACCUGGAGACUUCGUGAUCUGACGCGACCAAUUUUACUAUUAUGCAAUAAGUCGUACCAUCGAAACGCCUUUUCAGACUGAACUCGAAAGUAUUACGAAAUCGCCAUUAGAAUUAAUUAAUUACGCGCGCGUAAUCUCGUUGCGCCGCAAACUCCCAAUAUUUCCACGACACUGCCAUUCCGCCAGACUUACUCACCGCGACCCAAAGGGUUUAAUUGAGAUUACUUUACACACUUCGAUAUGAGAGAAAAGAUGUUUUUGUAACUUUUACCAAGAUCGCGGUGAGCUUUUAACAUAAAACAAAAUCUGUUUAACUCGUUUUCCCGUCGAAACGUCUAAAUAGUUGAGUGUACCGUAAGAUGUUUUUUACAUUCAGACCUCUUGGCGUACGUACUUCCACUUUCUAGUUUAAUUCAGCGCGAAGAAAGCUGCUCCGAAUUUAUUGUACGCUACCGUGCAACACGUCGACGGUAACUUUGAUCCUACGUAAAAGAGGAGUCUAGGAAGGGAUUAAGAAAUUCUAGUCACGUUGUAACAUUAAGAAUUUCGGGUUUAUCGCGAGAUAACGCCGGUAAGUUAAGGGAAAUUGUGCGCGACACUAUGAAGACGAGGCCGUAGAUAAUACGUAUGUAGAAUACAAUAUAUGUUUGAGUACACGGGCAUCAAGACGCGUGCAUACAGGCAUGUACGGCGCGUAUGUUAAUGUAUAUAAGGGAAGCACGUCAAUCAAACUCGUAGUGUUCGAUUAAAUUCGAUAGAGCAAUCCUCCAAAGAGGACGAGGUGCGAUUCGCCGUCUUGCUCUUGGUACGGUUGUCGGACAUUUUCGUCGAUGCGAUUUUUGUACAUUUUUCUUGCCUCAUGGACUGACCGAGUUCUGUCAAGAGUCGUGCCACAAAUUACCUUUCAGGGACCAGUUCUCUUCGUUAUCGUUAACCACGUAAGAAACUAACGAAAACUACUCGAUGACUGAUCAACGAAUUUUUUACUGCGCCAUUUCCUGUACGGCACAAAACUUGCAGCUACAUCGCGGCGCGACCGCAAUGUGGCUACGAGCUUCCGCGUUGUACGGGUUUUCAUGAAACUAAUUUAGAUUAGACAAUCUUGCCAUUUGUCCGAUUGCAAUUUGGUACUCGACGAUCUCGCCGCGGUAAAGGUACUUUUGGUCGAUUUGUCGGAUUUUUACAUUGCACCGCGAAUGAUUACACGGUCCUCGAAGGAUGAUGCGGCGACACAACUCGGUGCAUCUCCCAUCGCCAUUUGCGAUAAUCCGUGCAGCUCGGAGAAUAUACUUUAAUUGUUGCAUCUAUAUGGACGGAGGAGGCGAGCGAACAAAUCAAAUGGACAAUUGUUAUUGUAACUACGAUUAAUUACGUCGUUGUAGAAAAAGAGAGAGAGAGAGAGAGAGAGAGAGAGAGAGAGAGAGAGAGAGAGAGAGAGAGAGAGAGAGAGAAAGAGAGAGAGCUUACCGGCGCGAAUGCGGUGCGGACGGUCCAAUCGUGAUGUGAGAUUGCGUAAAAAUCAUUGCAAAGUCUUCGCGAAGUAAAGAAUUGCAAAUACUUUCUCCGUUCUGCGAUCGGGGGUUAUACGAUUAAAACGAAUUGUCGAUUAAAUUUAAACUGUAUUAAAUCUGUGGUACGGCAUUUCGAUGCAUUGUGUCGAUCGUAGAAUCGAUUAAAUAAAAUUGAUAUCGUGUAAAGU